AUGUACACAGCUACAUUGGACGUUGAGGCGGGGCCCGUCUGUGGGGCUGGGGCUCCCGCAGGCUGCCUUGCUGUUCUAGACAGUCUGAGCUGGGCAACGAUUUUCCAGUUUCGCUAUCGCUGUCGCUUCAUCAGGGAAAGAGAUCUACUUCUAGCCGGAGCCGCGGGGGCAGGGCCGGCCCCGCCGUGGCAACUGUUGCUAGGGCGGGAUGGGCGGCUCCAAUUGGCAGAGGACGCUGUCCGUCCAAGGGGCGGGGAUGUGGCUCUGAUUGGUCGGUCGCAAGGAGGGGGCGGCACCUGCUCCUUUGUGACGUGGGACGAAGAGGCGGGAACAGCUGCCGCCGCUCGGCCCCGCGUCCUUUCCCCACCCCCUCCUCCCUCGCCGAGGCCGAUCCUGCGGCCGGCGACACGAGGAGCUGGAGCCCGAAGCGUGCGGGCGGAGGGGGAUGUCAGUUUCAAGUCGUCCACGCACCUGAAGGUGCACAGGUGCCUGCACACCGGGGAGCAGCCCUACACCAGCAGCGACUGCGGAAAGAGCUUCACCCACUCCAGCAGCCUGCUGGUGCACCAGCGCACCCACACCGGCGAGCACCCCUACACUUGUGCCCAGUGCGGCAAGGGCUUCACCCGCUCCACCAGGCUGCUGGAGCACCAGCGCACCCACACCGGGGAUCGACCCUACACCUGCGUCCAGUGCGGCAAGGGCUUCACCUGCUCCACUAGCCUGCUGGAGCACCAGCGCACCCACACUGGCGAGCGCCCCUACACCUGCGCCCAGUGCGGCAAAGGCUUCACCAAGUCCAACAACCUGCUGCAGCAUCAGCGCACCCACACCGGCGAGCGUCCCUACACCUGCGUCCAGUGCGGCAAGGGCUUCACCCGCUCCACCAGAUUAGUCCAACACCAGCGGGUGCACAGCAGUGAGCGGCCCUUCACCUGCUCCGACUGCGGCAAAGGCUUCAAGUGGUCCAAGGAACUGAAGUUGCACAGGCGGCUGCACACCGGGGAGCGGCCGUUCACCUGCAGCAACUGUGGCAAGGGCUUCACCAGAUCCACCAGGCUGCUGGAUCACCAGCGCACCCACACCGGCGAGCGUCCCUACACCUGCGCCCAGUGCGGCAAGAGCUUCUCCCAGUCCAGCUACUUGCUGGAGCACCAGCGCACCCAUACCGGCGAGCGCCCCUACACCUGUGCCCAGUGCGGCAAGGGCUUCACCAACUCUAGCAACCUGCUGAAACACCAGCGCACCCACACCGGCGAGCGUCCCCACACUUGUGCCCAGUGCGGCAAGGGCUUCACCAGCUCUAGCAACCUGCUGAAACACCAGCGCACCCACACCGGCGAGCGUCCCUACACCUGCGCCCAGUGCGGCAAGGGCUUCCCCCGCUCCGACAGCCUGCUGGAUCACCAGCGCACCCACACCGGCGAGCGUCCCUACACCUGUGUCCAGUGCGGCAAGGGCUUCACCCAGUCCAGAACCCUGCUGAAACACCAGCGCACCCACACCAGGGACUGGUCCUACACCUGCACCCAGUGCGGCAAUGGCUUCACCCGUUCCGACAGCCUGCUGAAACACCAGCGCACCCACACCGACGAGCGUCCCUACACCUGCAUCCAGUGCGGCAAGGGCUUCAGAUGGUCCAGCAGCCUGCUGAAGCACCAGCACACCCACACCGGCAAACGCGCCUACACCUGCGCCCAGUGCGGCAAGGGCUUCACCCAAUCCAGCAACCUGCUGAAGCACCAGCGCACCCACACCGGCGAGCGCCCCUACACCUGCGCCCAGUGCGGCAAGGGCUUCAUCUGCUCCACCCAACUGCUGUCCCACCAGCGGCGGAUACACACCGGAGAGAGACCAUUUGUGUGCGCUGAGUGUGGCAAGGGCUUCAGCCGCAUGUCCAGCCUGUGGCAGCACCGGCGUACCCACAGUGGUGAGCGUCCCUUCCCCUGCCCGUCCUGUGGUACGAGCUUCACCCACCUUGACCAACUGCUCGAGCACCGGCGAGUCCACACUGGCCAGCGCCCCUCCACCUGCCCGCUCUGCGGUGCUUGGAAGCAACGAAAGAUAAAAUAUGAGGGGUUUAUUUUCACCAAGUUUACUCGUCAGAUGUCCAGAGAAAGCGCAAGGAGAUGCGUCAUUUCCGGGCUGGAUUCUGGAGAGAGGGGCAUCACCUCGGAAAUGACGUCGCGGACAGACCCCGCCCCUUUGCCCCGGGACGGCCUCACUCAGCCCGGAAAUGACGGCGAUGCCCCCGGCCCCAAGAUGGAGCCGACCCGCACUGGACCAAGACCUUUGCACUGGACGAAGGAGAAGCGUUAUGAGUGCGACGUGUGUGGCAAGGCCUGCCGGAGCCCGAGCGAGCUGGAGAUCCACCGGCGGGUGCACACGGGCGAGAAGCCCUAUGGCUGCUCCACCUGCGGUAAGAGCUUUACCCAGUUGAAGGGGCUGCGGCAGCACCAGCGGGUGCACAGCAGUGAGCGGCCCUUCACCUGCCCCGACUGCGGCAAAGGCUUCAAGUCGUCCAAGGACCUGAAGGUGCACAGGCGCGUGCACACCAGCGACUGCGGCAAGGGUUUCACCAAGUCCAGCAACCUGCUGGUGCACCAGCGCACCCACACCGGCGAGCGCCCCUACACCUGUGCCCCGUGUGGCAAGGGCUUCACCACCUCCACCAGGCUGCUGAUACACCAGCGCUCCCACACCGGCGAGUGUCCCUACACCUGCACCCAGUGCGGCAAGGGCUUCACCCACUCCGGCAACCUGCUGGUGCACCAGCGCACCCACACUGGC
Molecule: messenger RNA, 2790 nt
Organism: Amblyraja radiata (thorny skate)
Lineage: Eukaryota; Metazoa; Chordata; Chondrichthyes; Rajiformes; Rajidae
Product: zinc finger protein 271-like
Exons: 11
Biological process (GO): regulation of transcription by RNA polymerase II
Molecular function (GO): DNA-binding transcription factor activity, RNA polymerase II-specific; RNA polymerase II cis-regulatory region sequence-specific DNA binding
Source: RefSeq, a predicted model, not a curated record